Messenger RNA from Nicotiana attenuata, 1485 nucleotides. Its product is annotated as probable F-box protein At3g61730. Lineage: Eukaryota; Viridiplantae; Streptophyta; Magnoliopsida; Solanales; Solanaceae. Gene Ontology annotation, molecular function: protein binding. Gene Ontology annotation, biological process: reproductive system development. Bases 23 to 931 code for a protein of 302 amino acids. The record is from RefSeq and is a predicted model, not a curated record. The transcript has 8 exons. Gene Ontology annotation, cellular component: nucleus.
UCUAAGAGAUACAGAACCCACCAUGGGUAAACGAAUGAGAAGAACCAGAACGCUCUGUUGCUGCGUAUCUCCACGAGUUUCACAUCUCACUCCUCACGCCAUCUUCUCCUGGUACGAAGAGGACCUGUGGACAGAGAUAGCUAAGUUCUUGGAUGGAAAAUCUUUGGUGAUGCUUUCAGCAACUAGCAAGUGGUUCCGUCGUAUCAUUAUGGAGGACAGCAUAUGGAAAUAUGCAUGCUUGCGAGACCUCCAGGUUCCUGAUCCUGGAAAAGCAUCUUUCAAAUGGAUCAACUUAUAUGCAACAGCCUUUAAUGGAUGCCACUCUUACAAGUUCCGCCAGCAGGAGAAGCAUAUUGACUGGAUGCGCAUUGGAGCAUUUUCCUUUGACUCGCAAAAUGCACUCCUGACAAAUAAUUUGAUCCUUCCCUUGAAAAUCCAUAAGGAGAAGACAACAGAGAAGAUGUUGGAGUCAAAUGGGUGCUGUGUGGUCAGAAAUAUCAAGAGUGGAAUCUGGAUUGCUGAUUUGCAGCUUGUUCGUUGUCCAGUCUGUGACCUCAACACAUGUGAUGGAACAAUGCAGGUAUUAGAUGCAAGACACAUUGAACUGUUCCUAAGUGAAGGAUACCAGGAUGGAAGUUGGGACUAUGAAUUGCUGGGUUCCCACGAUGUGAAGAAGCAAGUUGAUGGAGCAUCUGCUGGUAUAUUUGAUACCAAACAUCUCAAGGACUGCUCAACUUCUGCUGUCCUUAAUCUCAAGUCAUGGGUAGGAAAGCCCAAGGAUUGGCAACCAAAAGCUAUGAUAGCCCCUUAUGCAGUUGCAGUCAACACAAAUUUGCAAGAGAAUGAAGGUCUUCACAUAAAAUUCCAUACCAUGAAGUCCGGGAAGAAUGGUGAAAUUGUUUCAAUGAGAAUAUGUGAGCAGCUCCUGUGAUUUUGUCAAAUUCUGCCAAGUCUAAUCUUACUGUCUACAAAACCAUAGUUCAUUUUGUCCAGCAAAUAUCAGCUAUAACUCCAUAAAUACAACAAGCAGCCACUAUCGACAAGUUUCAGAUGGGUUGUAAGUUGUAACCCACCAAGUAUACCUAGCAAAUUAAAAGAAUAUAUACACUAUUUGUUAGCAAAUGAUUCUUGUUUGUAAAAGUAUUACUAACUAGCCAAAUUAGCACAGGCAAAAUUAGUAAUCUGCAGCCUGUAACUUUUUUUAUGGCUUAUUCUUUCUUGUCCUCUAACAGAAGCGACCUAAUAAUAAAUAAAUGGACUUUUUAAGCUUUAACUUGUUCUGAGUUCCCAAAGGCAGUAUUUUAAAGGAAGUUGAACUGUUAACAUCAUCUUAUCUGUUUAUACAUCGUACAACUUGGAUUUUAUAACAUCUUUGGCGUGUCAACGAACUUGAACUUAUGACUUUUUAAACAACGUAAUAAGUUAAUGGAAUUCUCUAUGCUUUGCUAUUGGCUAUUGCUGAUAGCAGUUUGAUUCUUUGAUAUA